AGAGUGAAGGGGAACAAGUCAGAAGAGGGGAAGAGGGGAAGAAUGCUAUGUUGUCAGGAUGCAGGACAACAACACUGCAUGGAAGGUGGAAGAAUCUGCAUAUUUAUUAUGACUGUGAUUAUAUCUACUUUGCUUUAAAUACAAUAAUAGAUAGAUAAUUCAACAACAUCAGGAUAAUCAAGAUAAUCAGGAUAAAGAUACAAGAAGAUACAAGCUGUUCCCCUCAUACUGAUAAGCAGAUCGACAUUGACCCACUUGGAAGCUCGCGUUUUCCACUCCAACAACUUGCCAGAUUCUUCCCUCUCAAUCUCCCUACGAUGUGAUCACUGCGAUGCCUCAUCAAUGCUAAUGCUAAUAUAAUAUAAUAUACUAAUUUAAUAAAAAUGCCUGCAGAACAACCUCUCUCAGAAGAAGCCGCUGCCUCUCCAGUCCCUCCCACCAAAGAGAACAGCCUCAACACCAACGCCUAUCCCCAACCUCUCUCGGAAACCACUGCUCCUCCUCCCAUCUCUCACGAUGCAGAACAGCGCAAUCUCUGGGCUCCAACAACAGCCUACGCGCCUCCCAUCGAACCGACUGAGCCCAAACCCAUCACAGAACCUCUGUCCGCGCAGGCCACCCACCUCUUCACCCUCUCCUAUCUGGUCUUUUUCGCCAUCUUUGGCACUUUGGCUCGUCUCGGAUUACAAGCCCUCACUUUCUAUCCUGGUGCGCCUGUCGUGACGGGUGUGUUGUGGGCUAAUGUCGGGGGUAGUCUGGUGAUGGGUUUCUUCCUCGAAGACAAGAACCUCUUCGCCGAGGAAUGGGGAAAUAUCAAACACAGGGGGGAACCAGCGAGCGAACACGAAAAGCACGAACGGGAAAAGAAGCACAAAGCAGUCAAAAAGACCAUCCCGCUGUAUAUAGGCCUCACCACCGGUUUCUGUGGCUGCUUCACCUCCUUUUCCUCCUUCAUGCGCGACGUCUUCCUGGCUCUCACCAACGCCCUCCCCAGUCCGUCGUCGGAUACCAUCGUCUCGCGCAAUGGCGGAUACAGCUUCAUGGCUCUCGUCGCCGUCAUCCUCAUCACCGUCGCACUCUCUUUAUCCGCUCUCAUCUUCGGCGCGCAUCUCGCUCUCGCCCUCGCCCCAAUCACACCUACCGUUUCAUUCCGGUUUAUGCGCAAAUACAUCGACCCUGUCGUCGUCUUCCUCGGCUGGGGCUGCUGGCUAGGCGCCGUCUUCAUGGCCAUCUGGCCCCCAGAUCGCGGAAACACAACUGAACACUGGCGCGGACGCGCCAUCUUCGCGAUCGUCUUCGCCCCGCUCGGCUGUCUCCUCCGCUUCUACGUCUCGCUGCUUCUCAAUGCGCGCAUUCCGUCCUUCCCGCUGGGUACGUUUACAGUCAACAUCUUCGGAACCGUCAUCGAGGGCAUGUGCUAUGAUCUGCAACACGUGGGUGGGAUCGGAACCGUCCUUACAAGCUGCCAGGUUCUUCAGGGUGUCAUGGAUGGAUUCUGUGGCUCUGUCACGACGGUCAGCACAUGGGUUUCUGAGCUGAACGGUCUGAGUCGUCGUCGCUAUGCUUAUAUCUACGGAGUUUCUAGCGUUGCAGUCGGACUGGGCUUUCUCGUCGUGAUUAUGGGUUCCUUGGGAUGGACAAUCGGAUAUAAGAGUCCGAUUUGUGAAUAACUCAACUAGACUGAUGUACAUACAC
This is a messenger RNA of Aspergillus wentii DTO 134E9, 1695 nucleotides long. RefSeq names its product FluC/FEX family fluoride channel. Gene Ontology annotation, molecular function: fluoride transmembrane transporter activity. Lineage: Eukaryota; Fungi; Ascomycota; Eurotiomycetes; Eurotiales; Aspergillaceae. The transcript has a single exon. The record is from RefSeq and is a predicted model, not a curated record. Bases 384 to 1670 code for a protein of 428 amino acids. Gene Ontology annotation, biological process: fluoride transmembrane transport. Gene Ontology annotation, cellular component: membrane.